This is a messenger RNA of Colletotrichum spaethianum, 1020 nucleotides long. Its product is annotated as Nuc-1 negative regulatory protein preg. The coding region runs from base 1 to 1020 and encodes 339 amino acids. The record is from RefSeq and is a predicted model, not a curated record. NCBI's taxonomy places the organism in Eukaryota, Fungi, Ascomycota, Sordariomycetes, Glomerellales, Glomerellaceae. Gene Ontology annotation, molecular function: cyclin-dependent protein serine/threonine kinase regulator activity; protein kinase binding. Gene Ontology annotation, cellular component: cyclin-dependent protein kinase holoenzyme complex; nucleus. The transcript has 2 exons. Gene Ontology annotation, biological process: regulation of cyclin-dependent protein serine/threonine kinase activity.
AUGGAGUCCUCGGGCCAGCAGCAGGCAGAAGAUGUCCCUGCCGACUUCGCCGAUGCCCCGCGCGCCUCUAUGCCCGCGACGCCUGUCGACCCCCCACCAACGCCGCGUCCCCAGCCGAUAGACCCGUCCGCACCGCAACCGACGCCGGAAACCCAAUCGCAGCCACAUCCGCCAUCACAGGUUGUCGUGGCUCCCAUCAUCCGUGAGGCCUCCGUCAUCACCGCGUCGCCCGGCAAGCGACGAAAUUCUCAGGACCCGGCCGUUGCGCAGGCGGCAAGCGCAUUCGUUGCGGGCGAGUCUUCGUCGUCGAGCGCGGCUAAGCGCCCCAAGCCCACAGCCGGUCCGCCGAAGAUCUUGCCGCAGCGAUACGAGUUCUGCAGCGUCGAGGACAUGGUCGUCUUGAUAUCGCACAUGCUCUCCGAGCUGAUCGAGACCAACGACGCGCUUGCCCUGCGCUCCGGCAGCCUAACUCGGUUCCACUCGAGAACCGCACCGAGCAUCUCUGUUCUUGAGUACCUCAAUAGGUUAGCAAAACAUGCGACGCUGACGCCGCCUCUACUACUAUCCAUGGUGUACUAUAUCGACCGUCUAUGCGCCUUAUAUCCGGAAUUCACCAUCAACACGCUUACCGUCCAUCGUUUCUUGAUAACGGCUGCCACCGUAGCGGCCAAGGGCCUGUCAGAUUUGUUCUGGAAUAACACAACGUACGCGCGGGUGGGAGGAGUGAGGGUCGCCGAGCUCAAGCUGCUAGAGCUCGAGUUUCUCUACAGAGUGGACUGGAAGAUCGUCCCGAAUCCUGAGAUCCUUGUGGCAUACUACCGCGGCCUCGUUGAGCGCUGCCCGGGCUACGCGCUGCAAGAGGAGGACGCAGUCGACGAAGACGAGGAUUCAGACGAGGUCGACGAUGGGUCGACGGAAGUUUCGGAUGGUGCCGGCGACGACAGCGGAGACUCGCCGGAUGAGGAGAGUCCGGCCAAGUCGUCGCACGGCGAAGAUGCAGGGCCGUCGCAGGCUGCGUAA